AUGACGAUAAAAUAACCGAAACUAAAACAAUCCAAGUAGCUUCGUUUUUGACCUAGGAUAGUGACUCGAGCCGCGAAACAAAAUGUCAAGCUACCUGCAAAUUCGUCGUCCGACCACCUUCUCCAAGGUGCUGGAAUCGGUACCGAAACCGGAUGGAGCACUACCUCGGCACGGAGGCCUACCCCAGUGGGAAAAGCUAACACUGGAUCGGAAAUUGCCGGCCAACGCGUGCCCGGUACAUCCGCCCACGUUCACCCGGGGCCCUCUGGGGCAUUCACUGUGGGACAACAAACCCGCCGAUUAUGGGUUCGAUCGGACCGAUCCACUGGAGCAUGAUGUCUCUUUCCGGUAUCUGCUGUUGCACGACAAACAGCUGAAGGAUUUCUAUCAAGGAGAUGGCAUUGGCAAGAUUCUAAAGGAACAACGGUUGAUAAACGAUGAAAAAGAAGCCGUUUGCACCCUAGCUGAAUUUAACCGAUGGCGUUUCUAUCUGUGGAAGCUCCACAAGCAUGAGAUUCGAAAGGAAUACCAACGACUGGAUAGAGCGUGGUGGGAGGAAUAUCGCGACAAGAAAGCUGUCCUACACAUCAAGAAACAUUAUGACUACGAAGAUAAAAUUGAACGCAAAAGAUACAAAGCACAAUGCUUGCGGGAAGCAAAACGACAAAAAACCCUGAAGGCGAUUGCUCGGUACAAAAAGAAGAUGAAGAAGUUUAUGGAUUGUCGAACCAUGUACAAACAAUCCAAUAUGAGGGAAGGACACCUUCGAAUGUUGCAAGUUCGCUACAAUAAUGCUCUACUGAAGGCAUCCCGGAAAUCAUAUGGCCUUCGAUUGAAGCGAAAACUGCGAGAAAAAGAUGCACUAAGGACGCGUAGGCUAGCUGUUUUGAAGAAGAGAAUUGCAGAAUCUAAUAAAAUUGCGCAAAAAGAACGGCACAAGAUGUUCUUCAUUUCAUCCCAAAAAGCGGAAGCAGAUCGUUUGGAGCUCCUGCAAAACUUCAUCCAACAUCGGGAAAAGAACGUGGAACGCCGAAUGAUCCGAUCGGCACAGCUUCAGGAGCGUUCCGAACGCCAGUUGACCAGCCGAAAGGCACGCAAUCUUGCAAGCAAAUACGACAAGCGUUCUAAGCCGGCACUGAUGCGCGCUAUGUUAAAAGCCUGGCAAAAUAUCCGAAUUCGCCAGCCAAAUCUUAGCCGACAGCUUUCGCGUGCUUCGGUCCAACAAGCGGUCAACAUUGCCUACAGUAUCCAUACGACCAUCAGUCCCAACAUCAGCAGCACCCAGAUAAUCGACACGGCUAGACAACUGAUCAACGACUUUGCCAACAUGCCUCAAGAACAACUUCCGCUGGAUCAGCAAACCAUCCAAUACACAACCGAGGCUCUCCUGAAGAUUCUCAAUCAGGUUAAGGAACAGGUCAUUGGCGCUGGGUGCUAUCUCAUAGAGCAAGUAGCCACCAAAAUGCGCAAUCGAAUCGAAUCCGACGCUCAACGGCACCAGUCGACUCUCUGUGGCCCAUGGAGUUCUCGCUGGAGACGCUCUUCCCUGUCAAACCGAUCCGGAAGUCACCGAGUCUCCAUCGGAGACGUCCAAAUUGUAGACGAAAUCGAAACCGAACAGGAACACUUCAAGAAAUCACGUCUCCGGCCACCUACUCCAGUCACCUCCGUGACGUCGCUCGUCGAACACAUUGUGGAUUCCGACGAGACCAUCCUACCGUCUUCCAGCGAGGAACUGGAAAUCGCCUCCGUUGUGGCGGUCAGCAUCGAAAAACGAGCCACCGCCGAAGAUCACCCUCUGAUCCAUCUCACCUUCCGGCAGAAACGGUUCCUCGAAACCAACCUUAUCAAAUUUAGAGCCAUCAUUCACCGUAGCGUAGAAACUCGCUCCUUGGCCGCCAUCGAUGUUAUGCGUUUGGAAAUCGUUCGCCGGAAGUUGCGCUGCCAGCCGAAGGGCACCGGGGGAAAUGCUGCGAAGAAGGAAACACUUGCCCGCGAAACGGCACGCUGUAUUUUGAUGUUUCCCAAGGAAGAACAACGGUAUGCCGAGCUGUUGCUGGACAUUAUCGGUCUUCUGGUGUGUGAAGUUUGCGACGAGCUGGAGGAAAUACUGAAUGCACCGUAGAUGUUUUGCUUACCUAGGAAUUCGUCCAGAGCAUUUUGUUGGAAUUUUCUCGACAACGCAGUAUAUUUCACAACAUUUUCAUGACCCAAUGAUAGAAGCACACAAGCUAGCAUAUUUUAGACAAGCACUACAAAUUAUAACAUGUAAAUAUACACAUUUUUUUCAAGAAAAUAUAAAAAUUUAAAGAUUUAA
Messenger RNA from Aedes albopictus (Asian tiger mosquito), 2317 nucleotides. RefSeq lists its product as uncharacterized. The coding region runs from base 83 to 2125 and encodes 680 amino acids. Lineage: Eukaryota; Metazoa; Arthropoda; Insecta; Diptera; Culicidae. The transcript is spliced from 6 exons. The record is from RefSeq and is a predicted model, not a curated record.